AUGUUUAUAAUUGGUACAAUUUCGGCCGUAUAUGAUGAUUCUGUCCCAUCGACAUGGGAUAUUGGUGCUAAUGAUGAUGUACUUAAGCACGAAACUUUCCUCCGAGCCAACAAUCAGGAUGAAAAUAAAACAUUUGCUGCUGCUAUACGAGCCUGUGAAAGAGCAAUUGGUCGCGAAUUGAACGAGGAUCAAAUUGAGCGAGUUCAUCGUGCAAUCAGCAAACAAGGCUAUGGAUACCAUGAAUUUCUUGACGAAUGCAUUGCUAUGUUUGACUAA
Messenger RNA from Rotaria sp. Silwood2, 276 nucleotides. Lineage: Eukaryota; Metazoa; Rotifera; Eurotatoria; Philodinida; Philodinidae. The record is from the annotation of a GenBank genome assembly.